This is a messenger RNA of Sphaerodactylus townsendi, 2255 nucleotides long. RefSeq names its product E3 ubiquitin-protein ligase TRIM7-like. The record is from RefSeq and is a predicted model, not a curated record. The transcript is spliced from 8 exons. Gene Ontology annotation, molecular function: zinc ion binding; protein binding. NCBI's taxonomy places the organism in Eukaryota, Metazoa, Chordata, Lepidosauria, Squamata, Sphaerodactylidae. Bases 339 to 1859 code for a protein of 506 amino acids.
AGGGCUCUUAACUCUCCCUUGCAUUCCAAGGGAAACACCAAUAAAGCUCUGGCAGUUCUCCCCUUGGGCCCCUCAUCUCCUAUCUGAUUUGUUUGAGGUAUAGAAAAUAUCUUAUAUUGUUCUCAGUGAAGCAGGAAUAUUGCCCCGCUCUUAAAAUUCUCCUCCUCUAGCAGCAGUUCUGGUGCAAGGCAACUAUCAGUUCAUCGCAAGAGCAGAUAUCUGGAGAAUCAUUUCUGGUAACUCCCUGUCUGUGCCCAAAAGGAAACUCCGUCUGUGCCCGAAAACAACAGAAACGGAAGCGAACUUGGCAACUCUCCCAUCCUGCAGUCGAGGCAGCCAUGGCGACUGGGGGUCCCGUCCAAGAGCUCUGUGACGAAGUCACCUGUCCCAUCUGCCAGAAGUAUUUUAAGGACCCGGUGAUGUUCGUAGAGUGCGGACACAAUUUUUGCAAAGCCUGCCUGCCCCGGAGCUUGGGGGAGUCCAUCGAAAAGGUCUCCUGCCCUGAGUGUAGAGGACCAGCUCAGCCAAGGAAAAUGAAGCCGAAUCGGCAGCUGGCAAAUGUUGUAGAGAUUGCCAAGAAACUCAGUCUUCAGCGGGGUGGGAUGGAGGCAGCAAAGGCUCAGAAGUUGCAAGGAGGAAAUCCGAGAACUUGCGAGAAACACCGGGAGCCCCUCAAACUCUUCUGUGAAGAGGAUCGAGCCCUCGUCUGUGUGGUCUGCGAUAGAUCCAAGGAGCACAAACAUCAUGAGGUGAUUCCUGUGGAAGAGGCUGCCCAGAAAUAUAAGGGUAUAUUACAUGGCUACAUUGAGAUUCAGAGGAAGGAGAGAGAAAACAUUAUGGCCUGUAAAGCAGACACAGACAAGAAAAGCCAGGAACUGCUGAAGCGAACAGAAGCUGCGAGGAAGAAGUCAGUGAUUGAGUUCAGGAAAUUACACCAGUUUCUGGAGGAACAGGAGCGACUUCUGUUGGCCCAGAUAGAAAAAGUAGAGAAGGAGAUUGCAAGAGAAAGGGAUGAGUACCUUGGCAGACUCACUGUUGAACUUUCCCCUCUUGAAAUUCUCAUCCAGGAAAUGGAAGAGAUGGCUGUCCAGCCAGCGACUGAAUUCCUUCAGGAUGUCAAAGGCUCCUUUGAGUGGUAUGGGGAGAAAGAAGAAUUUGGGGAUUCAUUCACUCCUAACUUGCGCCUGAUGUGGAUGAUCAACAACUUUGACCACGUGACCCGCUUUCUGGAGGCCAAUCUGCCACAAUUCAAAGAUACCCUGGCAUCUGAGCUUCAGCUGCAGAAAGCUGAAGGAUUCUGGGAGCGGAUGAACAAGCGAGGUGAGACAAGUUCAUUAGUAGACGUUAACGUGACUCUGGAUCCUGACACGGCUCACCCACUGAUCCUCCUCUCUAAAGAUCAGAAGAGCAUGGCACUAGGAAACGUGCCUUUAUGUCUGCCCAACAAUCCUAAGAGAUUUGAUACAUCAACUAUGGUGUUGGGAUGUGAGGGGUUCACAUCAGGCCUACGUUUCUGGGAAGUCAAUGUAGGGUGUGAGGGAUGCUGGGCUGUGGGGGUUGCCAGGGAGUCUGUGAGGAGAAAGGGCGAGGUCACCAUCAGUCCUGAGCACGGGAUCUGGGCUUUGGCAAAAUUGGGUGAUAGGUACAUGCCUCUCGCUGAUACUCAGAGGAGUUUUCUUAGCCUGGAGAGGAAGCUAAAAAGGAUCCAAGUGUGUCUGAACUAUAAGUUAAAGCGAGUGGAGUUUUUUGACCUUGACACAGGGGAGUUUCUUUACACAUUCUCAGAUGCCUCCUUCCGUGAUGAAAUGCUUUUCCCCUUCUUUUGGAUGGUUAAACAUGGCAACCUCAGCCUUGCUUAGAAUUGCAGUGCUGGGGCUACUUGGAAUGUUUUGGAGACUUAGUGGUGUAUUGUAAUCUGUAUGUGUGUUCUCUUACCUUGCUAUUUUGCUCGUUGCCCCAUUUCAGGAGUGUUCUUAGACUAAACACGCUUGAUAGUUCUGAGUAAAACAUCUUCGGAUUUUACCCUUUCUCCACUUGCUGGGUCUCUGAUCUGAGCUGCACCGUUUGGCAUCCUUUCCUUCACUUCACUUAAGUCAUAGGCAGCCUUCUCCCACCCCCGGCAGUUACUGAUUGUUUUGAAGGCUACACCAGCCCAUGCAAGUAACCACAUUAUCUCCUGCUUCUACACAUCCACAUUGGAGGCAGAAAACAUAGCUUCCAAUCUUUGCCAGGUUGUGAAAAUCACUGAGUGGCAA